Messenger RNA from Gambusia affinis (western mosquitofish), 2077 nucleotides. It is a transcript of the gene nudt1, whose product is annotated as nudix (nucleoside diphosphate linked moiety X)-type motif 1. Bases 180 to 650 code for a protein of 156 amino acids. Gene Ontology annotation, molecular function: 8-oxo-7,8-dihydroguanosine triphosphate pyrophosphatase activity. NCBI's taxonomy places the organism in Eukaryota, Metazoa, Chordata, Actinopteri, Cyprinodontiformes, Poeciliidae. Gene Ontology annotation, biological process: DNA protection. The transcript has 4 exons. The record is from RefSeq and is a predicted model, not a curated record.
UUGCAACAGACCGUACAACCAAGAGAUGGGCCACAUGCGUUGAAUCUGACUGUAGUCAGACCGAUCCUUUUGUUUACAAAUCUUGUUAUCAUGUGACGACAUCUGCAUUCUCCACGCGGGAGUCUUUCGCGAGGUGGACUGUUUUCUUGAAUAAAAGUUCUUUCUUCCUCUCAGGUAAGAUGUUGACCUCAAAGCUGCUCACUCUGGUCCUGAUAGUCCAACCAGGUAGAGUGCUGCUGGGCAUGAAGAAGAGAGGCUUUGGUGCGGGCAAGUGGAACGGAUUUGGGGGCAAAGUUCAACCCGGAGAAACCAUCGAGGAAGCAGCUAGAAGGGAACUUCAGGAAGAAAGUGGCCUCACAGUGGACGUUCUGGACAAGAUUGGAAAUAUCAAAUUUGAAUUUCUUGGAGAAACAGAGAUGCUUGACGUCCAUGUCUUCAGAGCUGACCAAUAUAAAGGUGAACCAACAGAAUCAGAGGAAAUGAGGCCUCAGUGGUUUGACUGUGACAAAAUUCCUUUCAGUCAGAUGUGGGCCGAUGAUGUUUUAUGGUUCCCUUUGAUGCUACAGAAGAAGAAAUUUGUGGGAUACUUCAAGUUCCAGGGUGAGGAUGUGAUUCUCAGUCACAAACUGGAGGAGGUUCAAGAGCUUUGAUGUGAAACCUUGUAGUGUUUUAUGCCUGGGACUAUGAGGAAAAAAAUAAGUGUUUAAAUAUUGCCAAUUAUUACUGAAGGUAACUGUUGGUGUCCACUGUUCAUUUAGUGAAAGGAAUGAGUUGAUCAUUUGGAUAGGAAGAAGAAGCAUUUACUGUACACACUUUUCAACUGUAACAAGUGGAAUUAAAUUUUUUUUCCAUAACCCGCUUCAUUGGAGGUUUUCUUUAGAAAUAUCAGCAUAUUAAUCAAAGCAGCAGCAGCAUGUUGAAAGCAAGUUUAUUUCUGAACUAACAAAAUUCAGCAAAAUGUAUUCAGUACAAUUUAUAUUUUGCUUUUAAUACAAAAUAUAGAGUUAUAGGUUCACUAGGUUUAAUAUUGUUGGUUGUUAAACUUAGUCCUCAACAAAACAUAUGUAUGUAUACAAUAUAUUCACAGUCCUAGCAAAUAUAGGUUUAAAAUAACUUACAUCCAACCAUAUGUUUGGUUUUGAAUGGCCAGGAGGUCAUUUUGAGGUCCAUUCUCAUUUUUUAGUCAGAGUCACUCCAGAAUGUUAACAUUACAUCCAGUCAACAGAAACAUGUCUAAAAAAAGUAAGUUAACUUUAAACCUAAAUCUACUAGGGUUUCAUACUUGUGCAUCCCAUUAUUGUUGGUGUGAUUAACAGGCAUUUCUAGUGUAUGAAUCUAAUUGUUACACCCAGAUUCAUUAACUGUGAUCAUCAAGUCUCCUUUCAAUUUGUUUAUUAAAAUAUAAAAUCUUUUGAUAUAUAUAAUCUUAUAAUAUAGGACCUGCAAAAGAAAACUGAGUUCAAAAUUGAAUCAAAAACAGUGACAACCUAAAGUUAGAGGAUUAAAGACCCAUUACAGUAGUCAAAAAUUAAAGGGGUGUUGUGAAUGAAUUAGAAUAGACCUAGUUUUCUCUUUCAAUAUUUGUUGAACUGAAUUUUCAAAGUAAAUUAGCAAACUCUACUUGCAAAACUGCUUUUAGAGUGCCUGCAAACUUUGCUGUUUCUAGAUAUAUAAUGACUGAUAAGAUAAGGAUUUGCAAACUAUUCUUUGGUUUAUUUGGAGUGUCCUUUAUUUACCUGAAGAAGUUCUUUAAAAUAUGUUCUUGUUUCUAGUCACAUUUUUCAUGUCCAAACAUAAAAAAUAAAAAAAAACAGGUUUGUCAAAAAUAUAAACAAUGCAGGUAUGUAGCAUUUGUACAGCAAUAAAGUUAUUCAUGAAAAUGCAAUUGAUAGAUAAAAAAAAAACAUCCAGAAAGACUGAAAUCUUAGUGUCCAACUUCUGAAAAGCUGUAAACGGAUAAUUUUAUGUCAGAAUAAAUGAGUGUUAACCAUUUUAGAUCCCUUGUAUAAUAACACCUUGUUACUGUGCUUACAUCUGGAAAAGUUGAUUCUGAAAUAAAAACAUCACAGAACACAAA